UACAAAACAGAACUAGAAAAGCUAAAAUUCUAACCAAUUGUUGAUGCAGUUGGUAAGCCACUAUAGAUUUUGUUAUACCAUACAAUAAUAUGCCCAAACCAAUCCGUAGGCUUGCUUUUAAGGAGAAGAUGCCUCCAUUUUCAUUCCAUUGUCUUUCUUUAGUUUCUUAAAAAAGAAGAUUCAUUGAUUUUGAAAGAAGACAAAGGAGAAAUGUGUCCUCUGAGGUUCUUGCUGGUGUUUCUCUCAGCAGUUUUAGCAGGGUACGUAACAUGGAGGACGGCAAAUUCGUCAUCCAAUAUUGACGAUGAUGGCGGCGGCAAUGGCAAUGUAGUUUCUGAGGAUUCUGGGAAGAUUGUUACCAUAGAAAAACAAGAAUUCAGUUCCAAAAGGAUGGUUCAGAAUGCAUUCUGGGUGUUUGUUGACAUGGCUAGUGGGAAGUAUUUGUGGAGGAAUUUCAAGAAUUCAGAAUAGGAAAAGAAGUUGAAAUAUCGACUCUGCAAAUGUCGAGAUUCGAACAUAGAUCAACUAGAUAUCAACUUUUAAAGAUGACUCAUGACUGCACGAAUCUCGUACCUAAGAGCCACUUGUAUAAUUUUUCCAUGUUGUACAAUUCGAACCUGGAACUUAGUUUAGGAAUAUGUGUGAAUGCAAUGGGGGAAUCUGGAAUGUAAAGAGAUGAAAUACAGUUUUUCUGGAUCUCUACCCUGUAAUGAAUGCAAUCUAUCCAAGUAUGAUCUUUGCCAGAAUAA
This is a messenger RNA of Gossypium arboreum, 749 nucleotides long. RefSeq lists its product as uncharacterized. The coding region runs from base 211 to 471 and encodes 86 amino acids. The record is from RefSeq and is a predicted model, not a curated record. NCBI's taxonomy places the organism in Eukaryota, Viridiplantae, Streptophyta, Magnoliopsida, Malvales, Malvaceae. The transcript is spliced from 2 exons.